AUGUGGCGUCUCUUGUGGCUGCCACUGCUGCAGCUAAUAUUCCUUCAGGCAAGCCAUCAAUUGGAUUUGGAUUUGGAUGAUGGCGAUGCUGAAUCGCUAGCACCCAUCGGCAGCGAUAAGGAGCUCUCUGAUUUGGUUAUCACCACAGCUCUGGGCAAAAUUCGUGGCACCAUUUUACCGUCACAAGCUGGACGCAAUUUUUAUGCUUUUCGUGGCAUUCCUUAUGCCAAGGCUCCAGUGGAUAACUUACGCUUCCAGCCACCUGAACCCAUCGAGCAAUGGUUUGAUAUAUUCGAUGCCACUUUCGAUGGACCCAAAUGCCCGCAACCGGGACUCUUUAGUGAGGAUGUCAGUGAGGAUUGCCUAAGGUUAAAUAUAUAUACCAAGGAGCUGCCCAACGAAAAGCAGCCAAAUGUGAAGAAGCCUGUAAUUGUUUUCAUACAUCCUGGCGGCUUUUACUCCCUGUCGGGACAAAGUAAAAAUUUUGCUGGACCACAGUAUUUUAUGGAUCGUAAUCUUGUAUUGGUCACAUUUAAUUAUCGGCUCGGUUCACUUGGAUUUCUGGCCACUGGCACUCGGCAGGCUCCUGGCAAUAUGGGGCUCAAGGAUCAAGUGCAACUUUUACGUUGGGUUAAAUUGCAUAUAUCACGUUUUGGUGGUGAUCCAAAUGCCAUAACCUUACUGGGCUAUGGAGCUGGAGCCAUGGCUGUCACUCUACACAUGGUGUCGCCCAUGUCGCAGGGUCUUUUUCAUCGAGCCAUUGUGAUGAGUGGAGCGGCAACUGGUCAGUGGUCAUUGCCGGAAAAUCAAAUCGAAUUAGCCAAAAAACAGGCAGCUCUUCUACAAUGCAACACUGAGGAAAUGUCCGAUAUGAUGGAUUGCCUCAAGGCGAAACACUAUUUGGAAUAUGCCAACACAUUGCCACGCAUGUUUGAUUUUGGACGCAAUAAUCCUUUGAUACUAUGGAAACCUGUAAUUGAGCCCGAUUUUGGUCAAGAACGUUUUCUAAUCGAAGAUCCUGUGCGUAGCUAUCAAAAUGGUGAUUUUAUGAAAGUGCCUAUCAUCACAGGCAUGACCAAAGAUGAAUUUGUUGGACCAGCCAUAUCCAUACUACAAAGUCCUUCGCUUUUGAGUGCUUUCAAUGAGAAUUUCGAGGCAUUGGCUCCUAUAUGUUUUCUUUAUAAUGCCAGCAAUCCGCGUGCUCAAAAUAUUAGCCAAGAAUUGCGACAACAUUAUUUUGGCCAAUUGCCCUUUGAUGCCAAUAGUUCAUUGAAAGCCUUGGCCACUCUUUACUCGGAUGCUUUGACUGGCUUUGGGGUACAUCGUUUCAUACAUUUGGCUGCUAGAUCUACAAAAGUGUAUUACUAUCGUUUCACCUAUCAGGGUGGACGUAGUCAUAUACACUAUCCCGAAGAUACACCGUAUGGAGUUGUGCAUCAUGAUGAUUUAAUGUAUUUGUUUGUGGAACCUUCGAUAAGUCGCAUGUUUACCGAAGAUGAUGAUGAAUUUCGUAUGGUGGAUAUUAUGACAAGAAUGUUUUCGGCUUUUGCCUACAAAGGGGAUCCCAAUAAACCAAGUGAUGAGCAAUUGCGUAGCAUUCGCUGGCGUCCUUUUAGUUUCAAGAAGCGUUAUUAUCUGGAUAUUGGCGAUGAGCUCAUCAUGCAAGAGAAUCUCAAUUCAGCACGUUAUGAGAUCUGGAAACGUUUGUUCCCUCUCAAUUGGCGACGUCAGACCAAGGAACGUUGGCUAAUGGAAUACAUUUAGAGAGGGUUGAUCAUGCAUUUUAUCCCCUACUGUACUUUUGUAUUGUAAUU
Molecule: messenger RNA, 1814 nt
Organism: Drosophila willistoni
Lineage: Eukaryota; Metazoa; Arthropoda; Insecta; Diptera; Drosophilidae
Product: juvenile hormone esterase
Exons: 4
Coding region: 1-1764 (587 amino acids)
Source: RefSeq, a predicted model, not a curated record